Puccinia triticina is the source of this 1038-nucleotide messenger RNA. RefSeq lists its product as uncharacterized. The transcript is spliced from 7 exons. Bases 1 to 1038 code for a protein of 345 amino acids. NCBI's taxonomy places the organism in Eukaryota, Fungi, Basidiomycota, Pucciniomycetes, Pucciniales, Pucciniaceae. The record is from RefSeq and is a predicted model, not a curated record.
AUGUCUGCCCCUGAAGUGACCGCCCCCGCCGUGACCGAGCCCGUUGUUGCUCCGGCUGCUACUGAAACCACGCCUGCUGCCGAGACCCCGGCCUCAGUGGCAACCCCAGCUGCCGCCACUGUCAAUCAGCCCACCGCUGAGGCUGAAGCAGCUGCACCAGCCGCUACCGAAUCAACCUCGCCGGACGAAUCUCAGACCCCUGAGGCCAAGUCUGAAGAGAAGAAGGAGAAGAAACAGGGCCGAAAACCAUUUGCCGACCUGCUCAACAAAAUUCUCAAACCUCACCCACAAGACAAGUCAAUGCCUGAGAAGAAGGGCGAAGCCGAGGCCCCUGCAGCUGUCGAAGAGGCCGCGCCCGAGGCCGCCGUCCCAGUCGUUGAGGCUUCCCCCGUAGAGCCUGAGAAUGCUGCUGACGCACCAGAAGCUGCUGUUGCGACCGAAGCUGCUGUUACCGCCGAUGUCCCUGCAGAGGCUGCUCCGGCCGAGGACGCUGCCAAGGAAAUCACUACUCCUCGCAAAGAACGCGGCAACAUCUUUGAAAAGUUCACCGCAUUCGUCCUCAAGCCCAAGAGCCCGAAAUGCAAGAAAUUGGAGGCACCUAAGGAAGACGGUGAAGAAGCCAAAGCUGAGGCGCCUGCAGCUGAGGUCAACGCCACUGCUCAGCCUGCCGAGGACGCUGCUCCUAGCCCUCCUGAAAUUGCGGCUCCCCAGAUCACCGAGACCCCUGUCGUCGAAACCGCUGCUGCUACCGAAACACCUGCCGAAGAGACCAAGGUGGAGAAGAAAGAAAAGACCCCUAAGGAUCUUGCCAAGCUUGCCCGACGGUUCAGUGGGCGAUUGUUUGGUGCAGAGAAGAAAAAGGAGACCGCCAAGAAGCCCGAGCCCACUCAGGAGGAAGCUGAAGCAGCCGUUCAAGCUGAAGGCCCCGCCGACGCUAUCGUAGCUUCGGACGCUGCUCCUCAACUCCCCGCCGAAACAAGCCCUGAGGUGACCCAAGCUCCUGCUGAGCCGGCUCCUGUGAUUGCGGCUGCCGCAUGA